GCAUCGUGAUGUUUUAUGUUGCUGCCUAUUUUAGACAGAGGCUGACAAUCGCUCUGUUUCGAUGUUGUUCUCUUCGACUGUGCAAUUAAUCGUGGCUAUAUUAUGACCGCUUAUAUUUAUAUGCCAAUGGUGCAACAUUAAGAUAAUUUUAUUUUUUUAAAGAAGGGUAAAAAGAAAUAAGUACAAAUAAAUAGAAACCUGCGUGGCUUUUGUUGGAUUCUGGAGAGAACAGUCACUAACGCUCACAAACCUGAAGUGUUCUGAGAACGCAUCUGGUCUAAGUUGCUCCAGUAUGCAUUUUCGAUAUUGAAGUUUAGAGAUGACUCGGAAAAGGCUACAGUUUGUAGCCAUGAGGGGAUUCUUCGCGUGGGAAAUAGCACUUUUACUAAGCAUGGUAGCCUCGAAGGACCCCGACAGCCCUCGGGGGAGAGCCGUCCCCAUGUCCCCGUCCGACUUCCUCGAUAAGCUCAUGGGGCGGACGUCAGGGUACGACGCAAGAAUCCGACCGAAUUUCAAAGGUCCCCCUGUGAAUGUGUCAUGUAACAUAUUCAUCAACAGCUUUGGCUCAAUUGCGGAGACGACGAUGGAUUACAGAGUGAAUAUUUUUUUGCGUCAGCAGUGGAAUGAUCCCCGAUUAGCUUACAGUGAAUAUCCGGAUGAUUCCCUGGAUUUGGACCCUUCCAUGCUGGAUUCUAUCUGGAAGCCGGACUUAUUCUUCGCCAAUGAGAAGGGAGCUCACUUUCACGAGGUGACCACAGACAACAAGCUUCUCAGAAUAUUCAAAAACGGAAACGUGCUCUACUCUAUAAGAUUAACGCUGACGCUCUCCUGUCCUAUGGAUCUUAAAAACUUCCCAAUGGAUGUGCAAACGUGUAUAAUGCAGCUAGAAAGCUUCGGAUACACGAUGAAUGACCUCAUCUUUGAGUGGCAGAAGAAGGGGCCGGUCCAGGUGGCGGAAGGACUCACUCUCCCACAAUUCAUCCUGAAGGACGAGUCCGAUCUGAGAUACUGCACCAAGCAUUACAACACAGGGAAGUUCACCUGCAUAGAGGUGCGUUUCCACCUGGAGAGGCAGAUGGGCUACUACCUGAUCCAGAUGUACAUCCCCAGCCUGCUCAUCGUCAUCCUGUCCUGGGUCUCCUUCUGGAUCAACAUGGACGCCGCCCCCGCCCGAGUCGCCUUGGGCAUCACCACGGUGCUCACCAUGACGACGCAGAGCUCCGGAUCCAGAACAUCACUCCCGAAGGUGUCGUAUGUGAAAGCCAUCGACAUCUGGAUGGCGGUGUGUCUGCUAUUUGUAUUCUCUGCUCUGUUGGAGUACGCGGCAGUUAACUUCGUAUCCAGGCAACACAAGGAGCUGUUGAAAUUCCAUCGCAAGAGGAAGAGGAACAAGCAUGUCGAUGAGGUUCUAAGUAGGGAGGAAAGCAGUGAGUCACUGCAGCCUAGCAGUGGCGUGAGAAGCGCUGAGCCAAUAUAUGGAUCUCUGGAUCAGAUCUCCAGUGCAGACGUCAGGCAGGAGGAGGGCGUGAAGGAGAGCAGACUCAGUUUCAGCGCCAGUGCCGGGACCCCCUGCAGCGCCGGGAAGGACGGCAUCGUCCCGAAAGCCGCCAACAGCACCCCUCAGCCGCCGCCGCCACCGCACCCGUCCUCGUCCUCGGGGACGAGGUCCCACGAGGAGAUGAGGAAGCUCUUCAUCGACCGCGCCAAAAAGAUCGACACGGUCUCGCGAGCGGGCUUCCCGCUGGCCUUCCUGUUCUUCAACAUCUUCUACUGGGUGCUCUACAAGAUCCUCAGGCGGGAGGACGUGCACCAGCGGUAAGGCAAGCGGUAAGGGCCAGCGGGAAGGCCAGUGGGAAGGCCCGCGGGAAGGCCCAGAGCCAGAACUGAGCCACAAACCAAACGUUGAACGUGCCGUUGGGAUACAGGAGUACGAGAGCAGCUACGCCACGGACGCUUUCCGUGUUCCUCGCGCACCGCCAAGAGAAGACGUGGACACGCAACGUUGAGCCAAAGGAAACCAACCGUCAGUCGUUUCUAUAUUUAUACUUUUAGACGAAGAACACCGACUCCGGGAGUCUCGGACUCCAGUGACUCUCAGCAUCACUGCCAAUGUUCCUGUUGAUAUCUCUGUACACCUCUGGUACUGGCAUUCAGAAAAAAUAAUUAUGAACGCAGUUAUUCUUUUGUCGUUAUAGCACAGUACCACUAUGCAUGUCAUGGCACAAUAACAAUGUUGGUGAGAAUUUACCUUUUUUUCCCUUAAAGACCGAACUGAACUCUGCAUUAUCUUAACCACUACCUGUAAAACAUUGAAUUGGUGACUACCGUUUUUGUCUUGAGUGGGUCAGCGUUAUGAUGGGCAGCAUUUUCAAUAUGCUGAAUUUUAGUAUUUAGCGCACAUUCAUGGUCAUUCCCAGUUUGCACAUUUCAUCUUAAGGUUCCAGAUGCCAGGAUGUAGGACUAAUCAUUGACAAAAAUUGGUAAUCUCUUAUUCUUCAAGGUGAACAGUUUACUAUGAAACCAUACCUCUCUCUGGUCUGACCAGCUGCGUAGCCUCAAAGUUCUAUAGAAAUACAGCACAACCUCCUAAGACCCAGCAAUUGAUUUUUUGUCCCCUGUAGGGGACCAUGAGUCUAAAAACAAACAUUGAAGAAAAUAGAAAUCACUAAAAAUUGUGCACCAUGUCAGGUUACAUCAGUGUUCAUCAGCGAUAAACACAACAUAAUGUGACAUAUGGUUCCUGUCUGUCAGGAAAUUGCAUCUUCUAUUUAAUGUAAAUGCAAAAAAUAAUUCAGUAUGUUCCUCAAUAUGGCUGCAUCUGACAUUGCUGCUAUAUCCUCUAUGCACACAUUACUGUUUUUCUACUAAGAUUCAUUACUUGAAUAUUAAUAGCAAACCUGGGUUCACUACCUGAGUUUCCUUUUACGUGCUCAUUGGGACAUUUUGAAAAUGAUUAUUGUAGAAAUGCACACGUGCAGAACAAGGAACCUUUUUCAGUUUAAAACAAAACAUUUAGAUAAAAACAAACAAACCAAACUGCCAUAUGAUCUUGCAAACAUAUCAAUGUGCUCACACAUUCCUGGAGUAGAUUUUACUACCUACUAUUUGUCACAAUCAUGCAGUUUGUGUAAAGUUAUUUUGAAUUACGAGUUAAACAAGUUUUGCAUGAAAUUGACUGUUUAUGCAUCUUAUUUUUUAUGUAAAAUUGUAAAAGUUUUUGUGUCAUAUUUUCUCUGUGUCAGGACAGCAGCUAAGGUGAAAAUGAUUCUGCAUCUGUAAAUACUGUUCAUUCCUUCAAUAAAGU
Anguilla anguilla (European eel) is the source of this 3304-nucleotide messenger RNA. Its product is annotated as glycine receptor subunit alpha-3-like. The record is from RefSeq and is a predicted model, not a curated record. Bases 320 to 1819 code for a protein of 499 amino acids. Gene Ontology annotation, molecular function: transmembrane signaling receptor activity; chloride channel activity; glycine binding. The transcript has 10 exons. Gene Ontology annotation, biological process: signal transduction; chloride transmembrane transport; nervous system process. Gene Ontology annotation, cellular component: plasma membrane; synapse; neuron projection. NCBI's taxonomy places the organism in Eukaryota, Metazoa, Chordata, Actinopteri, Anguilliformes, Anguillidae.